CAAUAAGAGAACACCGAACAUUGCAAGAAGAUGGAGUUCACAAAACGCCUGUGUCAUUUCCUCAUGGUUAUUGGUUUAUGUACGAUGACAUUCAUAGGAUAUAAGUUGAUACAGCCUUUCAUACCUACAAUGGAAUACAUUCUGCAGUUGGUUUAUCUAGUUGGUGCACUGAUAUUGAUAUGUUAUAAAGAUAUAAGCAACAGGAAUUCAGAAAACCACAACACAAGAGAUGAUUCCAAUGCAGUACCAAAUGCCAUUCUUACACGAAGACAAAAUAACAGUAAGAGAGAAAAUUUAACCGCAAAACCAAAACACCCCACAGUGGCGAUUCCAACUGCAAAAAUAAAUGGAACAAAAAGAAAUUCGCGAUUGCAAAGAGACUUCCCUUCUACAGCCCAAGGGAAAGUGAGAAAUCCAGGAAACAUUGGUCUAAACACAGCUGUGUCCAAAGCGGUCAAGGAAAACAUCAAGUUAAUUGAAAAUGACCUGAAAGUUAAGGAAUCUAGUCUUUUAGACGAAAUGCAGGGAUACCUGACUGAGGGGGAAGUAGAUAAGAUAACAAAAUCCUCCAGAAAAGAUCAAGCACACUAUUUUGCAGCAAUCAUUGAAGAAUAUGAUAACCAGAAAUUCCUAGGUGUUCUUAACAUUUUGAAUAAAUCCUCCUUUGGUCACAUUUCUUCUGAAUUAAAAAAAUCCUUCGAAAAACAUCUGACUACUCAGAUACCAAGUAGCGUUUGUGUAAUUUGUCGAAUAAAAUCUGAAGUUGAUAUAAAGUCUCUUAGAUGCGAACUGAUUAAGGAGGAACUCCUGUCAAAGAACCUAAAAGAUAUGAUAAACGACUGUAAAACCAGUAAAGGUCAUCAAAAUCGCUUGUGGGAGGGACUCUUUUUUCAGUUGAAGUCGAUGCAACCGAAACAAAAAAUUGCAGAAAAAUUUAUAAAUAUGUUCAAGGAAGCAAACCACAGAAGUAUUUAUUAUUAUUUUUCUAUGCAUGGCCUUUCUUGUUACGACUGUACAUGUCAUAGAAAGUCAUCCAUUGAAACUGACUACGUCAGAGCUACGUCGGGCUUGACUGUUGACACCAGCGACGAAAGCAACACAUCAUCGAUACCCAUACACCGAGAGCAAAUCUGGUUUAAAGAUGCUGUACAUUCCAGCAGUAGCGAGGAAGGAGCAAAACCCACCAUGAUGAGAAGCAAAAACAAGCCACAUCAACCAGUUGUGCCGCUCACCAGGUCCAAGUUUCCCCCAAGAACAAAAAACGGAUCAAAGGUUAAAACAAAACCUGGAAGAGGUUCUGCUCCGACGGCCUUUCAACAAUACACAGAAAACAGUGAUGCAUCUACAACCUCACUCGAUAGUUACUCGGGGCUCAACCCUGUCCAUAUCUCCGAAAUCCCUUCUACUAGGAACGGUAUCCACCAUCAACAACAUCGACCAGCGAAACGUUCCAUGAAUCCAGAAAAUAUAAAAGGAACAGAAACUGCUGGAUUACUUUCCAUCAGUGGAUCGGAAGAUGGCACAUCAGACACACUGUUAAAGACGCCGUACGAAACAGAGGAAUGUCUACGAAAACGUCCAAGAGUAUUAUCAGUCCGCCCGUAUAUAUCAGAUUCGGAUAUAAAUUCUGAUGGAGAAGCCAUGAAGAAUUAUGUCUUCCCUGAUAUCAAUGCAUCUAAUUUUAAUAAUUCUGGAGAUUUUGUGCCUAAAGGUUUUGCAAAGACCCACAAAACAACAAACGAAUCUCAACUCUACUGAAUACCCGUCCCUCUUUUCUGUGAAUCAUACUGAUGUGAAGAAAUGAAAAUUAAUGGUUUUAAAAUGAGAGGGAAUGGCAGCCAUCUUUUGCUAAUAUCAUUAGAUUCCAAAGAAAAUGUAUUUAAAAUCGAACAGUUUUCAUUUAUUUAUUUUUUUAUUAUUUUUAUUCAGUUCAUUCCAUUCUUAUUUUUUAAUCUUUGGUCCAAAUAUUGUCUUUUUAAAAAUGUGUAUGUUAGCAGGGAAGUGGCACACUCAUAUAUUUUUAUUCAGGCACAUAUAAAUGAUUUAUUUCAGGCAUUCAGAUGGACAUGAUAAAGAUUUACUAACCCUCAAAUUUCUUUAAUUUAGAAAAUCUGGGUAAAAUUGAGGUUUCAUUCUGUUUUUUUGGACAUACUAUGUAUAUACCAAGCUAUUUUUCUAUUGUGACAUUGUUUAUUCACUGUAAGUCAUUUUGUUUCUUCUUACACUCAAUUUUUCUUUGAUGCCACUGAUCUUUUUGUUAUCCGAUAUGUGUUAACCAAUUUACUGUCCAAACACCAGGUAUCAUACAUAAAACUCAUAUUUACUCAGGUUGAGCCCCAUAGCAAAAAGUAGUUUCUCACUCAUAGUGAAUUAUGAUAUCAUUACGCGUUAAUCGUCUUAUUACUUAGAUUUUUUUUAAACAUACGCAAUUUCAACAAAUUUCAUCAGUCAGUUUUUAAAGACCUUUUUUUGACUGGCGAGAGUUGAGCUAUGCGUGUCACUUGAUUGCAAUCUUUUAACAAAUACAUGUACUUAUAACCUGCUCUCUGUCUUUUUUUGAAGGUAUGUAAAAUUAUGUAUAGUUUUGUAUUUUAUUAAUUGGGUUUUUCAAAGGAAAAAUCCCGUUAUUGAAAUGGUAAAAAUGGCGGGCAGGCAGGCGGGCGGCUGCCAAAAGGGUAUCCAUUUUUGCAGAUCAAUUGUACAUAUAUAAGAGAUGUACAUUAUACUAGGAUAUUGAUUUUUGAUAAUUUAUGGUAAAAUACCGGCUGUUGAACUUACUAUUUUUUUUGGCAAAAUAUUUCAUAUCUCUGGAUAGGUUCAUGUAGUGUUUAUCAAUCCAGGGUUGACAAAUGGAUUUUUGAUACUGUACAUGUUCAUUCAAAACAAAACCUGGUUUGCUGUCACAUUGACAGCUUUUCUCUUGUUGUCAAUAUUUCAAUUUGUGUCGCUUUUAAUUUUUAGAAAAAUUCAAUACUUUUAAAGAUUAACGCUAUUAUGUUUUUUCCCAAUAUACUAAACAUGUUAAUUGUUUUGUAUUUUAUAUUUUUUCAAAUAUACUUUGUUAAUUGAUUCGUAUUUGUAUAUAGGUAAAAAUAAUGU
Magallana angulata is the source of this 3099-nucleotide messenger RNA. RefSeq lists its product as uncharacterized. The transcript is spliced from 6 exons. The coding region runs from base 31 to 1758 and encodes 575 amino acids. Lineage: Eukaryota; Metazoa; Mollusca; Bivalvia; Ostreida; Ostreidae. The record is from RefSeq and is a predicted model, not a curated record.